UUUGAGGCUUCUUACUGAUAUCUUGUAUCCUAUGUUAAAAAAAGAUGGAAUUGGACAUGCCUCUUGAUUACGCAUCAUUCCAACUCUCACCAAAACAUUCAAGAUGUGAAUUGAUUGUUUCCAGUAAUGGAAACACUGAAAAGCUUGAAUCGGGUUUAGUGAAGCCAUUUUUGACACAUUUGAAGGUUGUCGAGGAACAAGUUGGAUCCUCAGCUCAAUUCAUUAAGCUUGAAGUUGAUAAACGUAAAAGUGUGGACUCAUGGUUCGUAAAGGGAACACUUGAGAGUACACCUGAAAUUGUUGAACUAGUGAUCACCUUUGAUGCUGAGAUGUCUCAACUAGAAGCAGCUCGUAAAAUAUAUUCACAGGGAUCAUCUGAUCAGCUAUUGAGUAACAUAGGUGAUGGUAGAUCAAGCACAACAACUAGGGAUGAUGCAACAAAGUAUAGUUAA
Lactuca sativa (garden lettuce) is the source of this 452-nucleotide messenger RNA. Lineage: Eukaryota; Viridiplantae; Streptophyta; Magnoliopsida; Asterales; Asteraceae. The record is from RefSeq and is a predicted model, not a curated record.